AUGAGGCCCUUCCAGCUGCAGCAGCAGGCCAAACGUGCAACACAGGCUUUUGAUAGUGAAGGUCUUCAUGCAGCCAUAAGCCUGCAACAGCCAAUUGCCCAAACACUGCAGCAGGCGGUUGCUUCCAGGGUUCAUGCAAUGCCAUAUGAGGAUCACACUAUCACAGACGUGCACAGGGAAAUAAACAACAUAUUGUUGCAGGAGACCUGUCGUCUCUUCCCGCCUCAGCAGAAACCGGAUCGGCGCAUCAGCGCGGACCCAGGCUACCGUGCAAGUGCCACACAAACCUGGGCUCUCUACCGAGCCAUGAAAGCUCCAGGUCCGGCCACCCUGGCCAACAUAUGGAGCAAGUGGCGAGCCUUAGCCGCCUUCCAGCGUGCCUCGAAGGCCCUUCGACAGCAGAGUAAGCAGCUCAAGGUGGAGUUCCACCAAGCCCAACUUGAGCAAGCCGAGGAUGCGGAGGGCCACCUGCUGACCGAACAACAGGAGCUACAGGCUGUGUUGCUUUUUGGCAAAGAAACCUUUGCAAGCCUGCCGGAUGAUUUGCCACAUAUUGCAACACACCAGGACCUAGUGUUUGAUGCUGUGGACAUUUGGUGGGAGCUCACCCGACUCCCAACACGGAAGGCAGUGCCAUCACACAUUGCCCCCAACAUCGUAUGGAGCCACUGCGCGGAGGUGGUCUAUGAGCCCCUCAGCGAGGCCUUGAACCACCAUUUCAAGGCAGGAUCCCCGGAUAGGCUAGAUGAGGACAUGAAAGCUGUGACUCUUCUCCUGGCCGACACAGCAUCCAAUCGCUUCACAAGGAAUGCCAACAUGCAAGCUGUGCCAUCGUUGCCCAAGGACACAGCGGCCGAGCCCUCCGGCGACUCAGCCACAGCUACCGUCCAGGGGGACUGCAUCUACAGCAUGUCGAGAACGACGGCAGACCUGGAGGCCAGCAUCUUCGCCCAUUGCAUGCCAUCCGGAAUGACUCCGCCUCAACCCAGCGGGACCACGAAUGCCCUGGAGCCAGCAGCUCCGGACUUUCAGCCAUCCGGCAAGAGGCUGAGGGGUCAGGGACAGGGAUGGCAGAGACCCACGUACCAUCACCAGCAGUACCACAGUCACUGGCAGCAACCAAGCCCACCUUACAUGCAGGGCACGGGCAAUGCCAUGGAUCAGCAAGUGGAGAUACUCUCCAAACUAGUCCUCAAACACGAAGAGGCUCUGGCGGAUGUCCGCAAAGACAUGGGUUUUGUGCUUUUCUUCAGACAGGACAGCAAAAGCUUGCUACCCAAUCUUAUGGAAGUGGCCCGCACCUGGCGGGAGAAGAUGGCGAAUCCGGCGCAAGAGCCGAGCAUGACUUCGCCCCUCAGGACGGUGUUGGUCAACUGCUUACUGAAGGAACUUCUUCAACGAGCACAGAAGGUGGUUGCAACAGAGGCAGGCCGAGCAGACCUCCACCAGAUGGGCUGGAUCAAUGCUCAGGGCCACUGGACGUACCAAAAGUGGAGCUCAUCGCAACGGAAACUGGUGAUCAACGAGAAUCGGGCAGCGCUCACUCACGACGACAUGAUUCGCCACCUCACCGAACUCCAGGAGCACAUGACGGGCGAAAUCAUUCAUCGCUUUCAAUCCAAGAAGGCCAUGUGGAGAAUCGAGGACGAGGGUCAUCAGCAAGCCACUUUCGACCUACACAUUUCGCUAAGGAGCGCGGUGGCAGACGAAGUCCAUCAAAGCUUUUGUGUGCUUAUGGGCAAUGCGAUCACGAACUUAGUGGGCAUGAGCAUGAAGCGAGACGACCGCCAGAAACAGCCGUUCGCACAGCAGCUUGCACAGAUGGUUUAUCCAGGAACAGCAAGCUCGAAUGGUCAUGGCAUGCUCAGCUCUGGAGGAGAUGGAGGCCUGAACGACCAACUGCAGACACGCUUCAAGCUCAUUCAGCAGCAACAGGUGACUCCAGCGAAGAUCGUCAAGCGGGUGAUCAAUCUUCACCAACUGGACGACUGA
Messenger RNA from Symbiodinium sp. CCMP2592, 1992 nucleotides. NCBI's taxonomy places the organism in Eukaryota, Dinophyceae, Suessiales, Symbiodiniaceae. The record is from the annotation of a GenBank genome assembly.